CAGCGCUUUGUGUCAUUAUUUCCCCUGAACCGAUUUCAGUUUCAGCCCCCCUUUUCUCUGAAAGGAAAGCCAGAAAUCACGCCCUUCUUUUCUUCUUUUCUUUGUAUAUAAAUCAAGCAACUUUUUUUUUUUUUUUUUUUAUGGGAAGCAACUUUUUAUUGAAUGUACCAAAACCAAAACCAAAACCAAAACCGUACUUCCUCUUUCUCAGACCCGCCUCUAAACUCUUUACUCUUCCCAAGGACCCAAAGAGCAAUACCAAUGCAAAUGGCCACAACUAUGGAUGAUCUUCCAGAUGGGCUACAGGUGGAAAUCCUUCAUCGGCUGCCUCUGAAAUCCGCGUUUCAAUGCAAGUCAGUUAAAAAGCGUUGGUACUCUCUAAUCUCUACUUCUCAUUUUGUUAACCGCUUUGUUAGCCACUGUGAAAAAGUUGAAGUGAAUCGUCCCUUUUCCUUCAUUUACCACUACUUGCGCAAGGCACGUCUCUUCUUUGUAAGUUCCAAUGAAAUUGAAUUCAAAUGUUUCAAAUCUCUUGCUUCUAAGAAUAUGAUACAAGAACUAGUAGGUCAACACAAUGAGAGUAUUGAUUUUAGUGUCCAAGCUUCAUGUAAUGAAAUGCUCUUAUGUUGCGCGAACAAUGUGGAUGUUGGUGAUGAUGGCCUGUCUCAUCCGAUGAGCAUUUACUAUUUGAUAAAUCCAAUUACUAUGCAAUGGCUCGCUCUCCCUCCUGUCCCUCAAUGGGGAAGGCCUUUGGUUGGCUUCAUUUGCUUCUAUGACAAUGACAGGAAGCAGCUUAGCUAUAGGGUGGUGCGCAUUCUUCCAAUUAACAAUGACAAAAUGGAAAUCAAGGUAGAUAUGUUUUCAUCAGACAGUGGUGAAUGGAACAAGUCAUUGGAGGUGUGUCCGCAAGUAUUUGACUGGAAUUUGUUUGCCUUAGCUGGUGUUGCUUAUGAUGGUUUGCUUUUCUGGUAUGGGAAGACUGCUCAUAAUAAACAACUUGUUGGGUGUGAUCCAUAUAAUUUUCGUUUCUUUGAGCUGCCCAUACAAAUGGAACACCCAAUUAAAUGCCUUGGAGUGUGUCGCGGGUCCUUAAGGAUAUGUGAGAUGCCAUCGAAUGAGCAUUCCUUUUUUCGCAUUUGGGAGCUCAAAGAUUUUGUUAAAGAAGGAAAAAAAGGAGGCACAUGGUGCUUGGAACACGAGGUGUAUUUCGACCAAAUUACUCUCAAAAAAUCUACUUGCCUUGCACAAUAUUUAGGCGAGGGAUUUCAUGUUGAGGCAGUGUUAGCUUUUCAUCCAAAUGAUGGAGAUAUUUUGUAUUUAUUGAUUAAAACAAAGUUCGUUGUAUUAUGCAACAUGCGGGAAAAAACGCUACAAGUGAUAUAUGAUGUUCCAGUCCCCAGUAAUGUUGACAAGGAGUUUAAAGUUCUCACAUCUGUGCUCCCAUGGUGGCCAACUCUCAUUCCUUCUCCUAUGCAGGAUGCCGCUUAACUACUGUGUGCUGCAUGCUUUGCUUGUGCUUUUGAGUUUUUAACCAUGGUAUUAUGUGAUAAUUUUAUAUCUUGUAGUUUAAAACUUUAAUCUAGUACUAGUAAUGGUUAUAUUCA
Quercus lobata is the source of this 1604-nucleotide messenger RNA. RefSeq lists its product as uncharacterized. Gene Ontology annotation, molecular function: protein binding. The transcript is spliced from 2 exons. The coding region runs from base 163 to 1488 and encodes 441 amino acids. NCBI's taxonomy places the organism in Eukaryota, Viridiplantae, Streptophyta, Magnoliopsida, Fagales, Fagaceae. The record is from RefSeq and is a predicted model, not a curated record.